AUGGCUAACAGUAAACUGAACGAAUUAUUUCAGAGGAACAAUUUAAUCAAACCACGACUACGUGUGAUCUGUGGAAAGGCUGGUAUUGGAAAAACUCAUCAGAUCAACACGCAAUACAAAACUCAACAAACUUUAUCUAUGAGCAUCAAUGAUCGAUUGAAUUUGACAACGUUAAUCAACGCAUUACUCUCGUUCGAACCAACAGAAAAGGGUCAAGAGCCCACAGUUUAUUUCAACAUUUCGAUUCACGCUCCAUUUGUUGAACUCAAUCGCGCAUUCUGUUCGUUGCUCGUUUGUGGUACAUUGACGGAUACAGACAGUGGUUUAGCAUUUUCAUUACCGAAUGAUCAUCAGUGGACAUUCAUUAUCGAAAUUCCUCAUUUAGAUAAAUACAAUCGAACUAUUAGUGAGAAUUUCAAUCGAAUUCUUCCAGUGCUAUCGUUGUUGAAUUCGAGUAAAUUUGAAGAAGUUACUGAAACCAAUUACAAACUCUAUAUUAGUAAUCAAGAGGAUUGUGGCUCGAUUCCUGAAAGCUUUUUGUAUCGGCGAGUUCGAUUUUUUACUGAUUCAGGUUUUUAUCGUUUCAACGAUAAUGAUGCAUACCUUGACUCAAAAGCGAUGGAACAAAUGAUAGAAGAAGCGAAAAAUCUUUCUCAAAUGAAUUUUCAAGGAACCGAUUAUCCUCAAAUAUUCCUUGUUUAUGAUUUUGAUUUUUCACUUUAUUUGCUGCACACAAACUGGAAUCAAGUGUCUCAAAAUCUGAAAGAGAUUUUCAAGCGAGAAGAUCCAGCGAAACGAGACGAUUUCCAAGGAAAAUAUUAUUUUGUCAAAUGUUUAUCUUGGCUUCUCGAUAUUGGAUACGACGGUUUUAUGGAUGUCAUGAACGAAACCAAGUUUAUUCUCACUGAAAACUUCACCUAUAAACUGUUUCAUGUUCAUGAAAGAAAAUUGACGAAACUUCCCUUGAUUAUUGAAGGUCAUACGGAUGUUGGAAAAACAUUUCUAUUGAAAUUUUAUUCGAUGCUACUUAAUGUGAAGCUUACGAAGGACUCACUUGAGCGGAAGAUUUCGCCACGUAUUCGAGAACGAAUAAAAUCAAACCGAAAUUACUCGAAACCAAUGAAAAUUAAUCAAGCACAAAUUAACCUUCCAUUUCAAGACCAGGACUUAGAUGAAGAGGCAGAUGAUGCCAAUGUGAUCGAAGAAGAAGAUGGUCAGUUGAUGGAACGAAUAGAUGACGAAUGUCUGAAAAAUAUCAAAUCAUCACUUUCAAGUCAUAAAUACGAUAACGGGACAUUGAGAUUUAUUUGGACGACGAUUAUCAAUAUUACUCACGACACGACGUUGGACACAUGUCACAUUUUAAAUAAAUUACUUUACGAACACAUCACAUUUCAUAUCACUCAUUUUCCUUUGAUAGAAAUGAGCCAUCAACUUGGACCGUUACUCGAUCCGAAUAAUCUCAAAGAAUCACCUAAAAAAUCCAUCAAGUUAUUUGAUGAAUAUCUAAUUCAUACAAAUACAAAAUCAUUAUUCUAUCGCCUUCUUCUUCAUCCAGGAAUCACAGACGAACAGUUAGAAGAUUUUAUGAAACCAAUAUGUCAAAUAGCUAGGGAAUUGCCCGAUGUUGAAUUAGUCGUGUUCUUCGACGAGGUCCACAAUUAUCGAACACAGUAUUUUGCAAAAGAUUACCGGCCCUCGAUCCUUUCUUUUGUUUGGGCUCGAAAUACGCUCGAUCAGAAGAAAAUGGUUUUGAAAGUAUUGCAGUCCUAUUUGGAUGAAUGUAAAGUAGCGUUUGUUGCCGUUGCCAAUACAGCGUUCGAUGCAGCAAAAGCCAAUCGAACGAUUUGUAUUUAUCGAUCUUUACCAUCGAGACAGGAUCAACAUAUUUUGGCCUAUGGGUGCUUAGGUUUGCAAAUCGACAAUCAACAGCAACAUGUGAACGAUCGUUUGAAAAAAAUCAUUAAUGGUCUGUGUCAAGGUUACCGUCGGUUGUUGAACAAUAAAAGUAUUCCAUCAAUUUAUCAUGAUCGAGAUUUCAUUUAUAUGUUGCGUGAAUUACGAUUCGAAUUAACGACCAUAGCGGAUGAACAGGAAACAUGUGCCGAUGGUAUUACACCUCUGAGUCUUCUUCGUGCAUUAGAAGAAAAUUUCAAUGGAAUUUCAAAAGAAAAAUUCGAAGAACUCCUUCAAAUCUUUUUCAAAGCUGUCAAAGAAGAAUGUUCAGAUUUUGGAUUACCGAAUCAACGUCGAAACAUACCAGCAAUUCUUCAUGAAUCAAUGAAAUUGGACUCCGUUCGACGUCGACUCUAUGGAUGA
Didymodactylos carnosus is the source of this 2319-nucleotide messenger RNA. Lineage: Eukaryota; Metazoa; Rotifera; Eurotatoria; Philodinida; Philodinidae. The record is from the annotation of a GenBank genome assembly.